This is a messenger RNA of Aureobasidium uvarum, 2463 nucleotides long. The record is from the annotation of a GenBank genome assembly. NCBI's taxonomy places the organism in Eukaryota, Fungi, Ascomycota, Dothideomycetes, Dothideales, Saccotheciaceae.
AUGAAGUUCUCUGGGUCUAAGGAGACUCACGGUGUCGCCGAACAAGUCAUCGAACUCCAGAACGACGUCUUACCAGAAACUCAAGUAGUCGACGAUAUCGGCAGGUUACAUCAAGCUCACCAAUAUGAUCCCAACCUUCCGGAUGAGGAGAUACAAAAACUAGACGAGGCCAUAAAGACCGGCAAUGUCGAACAAGCACUCGAGAUCGACGACUCCUUCACCAAAGAAUCACCAUAUGAGACCGUGCGUGCCGCCGUUCGCGAGACAGACGGCGAAGAGACCGCGAAUACAGUACGAGCAUGGCUACUUGGCUUCGUUUUCGUCACACUUUCGAGCGGAAUCAACAUGUUCUUGAGCAUGCGCAGCCCGGCAAUCACCAUCCCGACCGUGGUAAUCCUGCUGGUCGUGUAUCCCUGCGGUCAAUUUCUUGCAAAGGUUCUUCCCACCAGGAAGUUCAAGACAUUCGGUCUAGAGUGGACACUCAACACAGGCCCAUUCUCGAUCAAGGAGCAUACGGUUGUGGUUCUAAUGGCCAACGUCACCUAUGGCUAUGCUUAUAGCACGGACGCCCUUCUUGCUUUGAAAGCCAAGUCGCUAUACAACCUUGACAUGGGAUGGGGUUUCCAGAUACUGUUCACACUAAGCUCCCAAGUCAUUGGUAUCGCUUUCGCUGGGAUAUUCAGACGUUUUCUUGUGUGGCCUGCAGCUCUCAUUUGGCCUGCCAACUUCUCCAUGACAACUCUGUUGUAUGCUCUGCACGACAAGAGCAGACCCGAUCCUUCCAAAACAAACGGCUGGCAGGUCUCUCAGUAUCGCUUCUUUGUGUAUGUUGCUCUAGGCUCUUUUGCAUACUACUGGCUACCUGGUGUGAUCUGGCAAGGCCUAUCGGUUUUUUCGUUCGUUACCUGGAUCAGACCAAAUAAUGCUACCAUCAAUCAAUUGUUUGGAGGCUUCACUGGACUUUCGCUGAUACCGCUGACAUUUGACUGGACAUAUGUCACGGCAUAUCUCAGUGACCCACUCCUUAGCCCGACAUUUUCGCACCUCAACACCAUAAUUGGACUCGGAGUAUUCAUGAUCAUUACAACUCUAGGUGAGUCGAUGGCAGCCAACCCAAGAACUCUUCUUGGACGUAUUGCCGUAAAGCGAUGUCUAACAAGUUNNUUAGGUAUCUCGUAUACUGGAGCUCUCUACUCAGACUAUUUACCCAUCAAUACUUCUACAACUUUCGAUAAUUCCCAGGCAAAGUACAACGUCACCAAGAUUUUAGGACCUGGCUAUACAUUCGACCUUGAGAAAUACCAGAAAUAUUCGCCAAUGUUCCUUGCACCCACGUUUGCUCUAAACUAUGGUUUGAGUUUCGCCGCACUGAUAGCUGCAAUUGUACACACUAUUGUCUAUCACCGCGGUGAGCUUUGGACCAGACUACGUCUUGCCAGGCAACAGGAGCCUCAGGACGUCCAUAUGCGACAUAUGGCCAGAUAUCGUGCGGCGCCGGAUUGGUGGUAUGGCGUUUUGUUCCUAGUAGCUACAGCCUUCGGGCUUGCCACCGUUCUAGGCUUUUCUUCUCAGUGUCCUUGGUGGGCGUACUUUGUAUCCUUGAUCAUCGCACUCGUCUUUAUCAUUCCAUGUUGCAUGAUCCUCGGCAUCACCAACAUUCAAUUGUCGCUGAAUGUCAUUUCACCCUACCUGGCUGGCUUCAUGAUUCCGGGACGCCCGAUCGGAGUCAUGAUUUUCAAAGUUUACAGCACCAUUGUGCUGGGCCAAGCGCAGACUUAUAGCCAGGACCUCAAAUUGGCACAUUACAUGAAGAUUCCGCCCCGGAUUACCUUCUGGUCGCAGGUCGUCAUGACUUUCUGGGCUUCCAUCGUCCAAGUGGCAGUCAUGAACUGGACUCUGGGCAACAUCGACAACGCAUGUGCUGCGAAUCAAGCUUCCCAUUUUACCUGUCCUAAUGGUCGCACUUUCUUCUCAUCGAGCAUUACGUGGGGAGUCAUUGGUCCUCGACGUAUGUUUGGACCUGGCUCCAUCUACGCCGCGUUUAACUGGUUCUGGCUGGUCGGCGCAUUACUGCCCAUCGCAUUCUAUGUCUUGACUAGAGUGUUCCCACAUAAGCGACUGCGUUUCUUACAUGCUCCAGUCAUGCUUGGAGCGAUGUCCUGGUUGCCGCCCGCUACACCUCUGUCCUUCACUUCCUGGGCGUUUGUGGGCUUGAUCUUCAAUUGGUGGAUCCGUCGACGAUGGAAUGGUUGGUGGAGUCAUUACAACUAUAUCACUGCUGCUGCGCUGGACUCUGGCCUCAUCAUUGCUACGCUGGUUAUCUUCUUCGCGAUCACUUUGCCUGAAGUUGAGGUACCGAACUGGUGGGGCAAUGUGGGUGUGUUUGAGACGAUGGAUGCUUUGGGUACUGCGAUUCGGAAGACUGUUGCUGAUGGUGAGACGUUUGGGCCAACAAAGUGGUGA